AUGAAGUCCUCCGAUAUCGAUCAGGAUUUAUUUACAGACAGUUACUGCAAGGUGUGCAGUGCACAGCUGAUAUCGGAAUCUCAGCGCGUGGCCCACUACGAGAGUCGAAAACAUGCCAGUAAAGUCCGACUAUAUUACAUGCUUCACCCCAGGGACGGUGGGUGUCCCGCAAAGAGACUCCGAUCAGAGAAUGGAAGUGAUGCCGACAUGGUGGAUAAAAACAAGUGCUGCACCCUCUGUAACAUGUCCUUCACCUCCGCGGUGGUGGCUGACUCCCAUUAUCAAGGCAAAAUCCAUGCCAAAAGGUUAAAACUGUUGCUAGGAGAGAAAACCCCAUUAACGACCACAGCAACGCCUCUGAACUCACUUAAACCUCCGAGAGUGGACACUGCUCCAGUGGUCUCAUCUCCCUAUCAAAGAAGAGAUUCAGACAGAUACUGUGGGCUCUGUGCAGCCUGGUUUAACAAUCCUCUGAUGGCCCAGCAGCAUUAUGACGGCAAGAAACACAAAAAGAAUGCAGCAAGAGUUGCUUUGUUAGAACAGCUUGGGACAACUCUGGAUACGGGGGAAUUAAGAGGUCUGAGGCGCAAUUACAGAUGUACCAUCUGCAGUGUCUCUCUAAACUCAAUAGAACAGUAUCAUGCCCAUCUGAAAGGAUCUAAACAUCAGACCAAGGACAUCUUGCUGAAAUCUGGAGACCGUGUUGCCCACGUUGUCUGGGGUGUGGACGAACUUGGAGGAUGCAGUGCAGGCUGUUGGAAAGAGAAAUGGAUUGAAAGUGGGGAAGAGCCAGGACAAGCGCGAAUUCGUGAGCACCAGCUGGAACCUGUGAGGAUGGACGGAACCCCUUGUUACUGCUCACUGGUUAUCACCACCCACCUCGGUGAAGGGUGCAUUCUACAGGAGAAUCAGGUGUGGACCUGUGUGAACCGCAGAAGCGCCGACCUUCAAGUGUAA
Molecule: messenger RNA, 957 nt
Organism: Mesoplodon densirostris (Blainville's beaked whale)
Lineage: Eukaryota; Metazoa; Chordata; Mammalia; Artiodactyla; Ziphiidae
Gene: ZMAT4
Product: zinc finger matrin-type 4
Exons: 7
Coding region: 1-957 (318 amino acids)
Molecular function (GO): zinc ion binding; nucleic acid binding
Source: RefSeq, a predicted model, not a curated record